GUCAGAGUUCAUGAAUCAGAAUUUGUGGCUGUACUGUAUCUCAGAAACUUGCUGAUAGUAUGAGUAUUUGUAUUAUUAUUUUUUUCCUCCUGCUUCCAAUAAUCAAUCUUCCAAGUUCCAAGUCAAACCUCUGAAAACAAAUCUUCCUUCAGAUUUUUUGGAUCUUGUGUGUUGGAUCUUCAAUCAUGGUUCUAAAUGAAGUGUUGUAUUUAAAAAAAGGAGUUCCUGAUGCAUCUCUCAUGUGAUUUUCACCCUUUUUUUUUCUUCUGAUUUUUUGGGAAGACGGAUGAGAGCACAUGAUAGCUUUAGACAUUAAGUACCAUUGUCUAAAUCUAUUUCAUUCUAUGAACUAUGUACAAAUUUUUACAUCUUAUCUUUACUUAGUUAAGGCUUCAUUUUGCAUCCAAAAUUCAUUUGGUUGUGUCCCUUAGUCCCUGCCUUAUGUAACUUUCAGUCUUGUGCACCUCACUUCAAAUGCUUUCUUGCUUCUAUGAACUUACAUGCCCUUGAUUGUGCUUCUCUUUAGGUCUCAUCAUCCCCACCAGUAAUGUCUUUCUCCUGAUAGUAUUAGACUAGCAGAAUAGUUUCUUCUUUCCCUUUCUUGAAGAUGGACAGGGAAGACACAUCUGGCUUUGUGAGUGGCGGAUGUUUAUUAUCUCUUGUCAUGUGCUAAGUGGUAGUUUUUGGGAGCUCUCUAUCUACUACACCCUUUUCAUCAAUAUGAGUGACAACUCUCUUACCCUCAACUCCCUGGGAGACUCUCAAAGCCAUUUUUGCUCUGAUGUCUCUAACUGCACUGAUGAUAGCUGCCGCUUGGUCCUUGGAUUAGGUCCAACAUCAGCUUCAUACUGUUAUGGUACUCAAGAACUCGCAUCACGAGGUGGUUCACUUCUGCAACUUGGUCCUCCAGACACUCUCAGCGGACUUGAUCCCUCAUCGUCUACAUAUACUAGCAGACAAUGUGUGGUUCCUCCUGUUGAUGAAGGUUCCUCUUCUGCAAAGAGAUCAGGUGGUUACAUGCCAUCACUUCUGUUGGAUCAUUCACAAGUGAGUCUAGAGUCAUCCUUCUCUGUACAACAGAGGAGUUACAACCCCAAGAAGUGCAAUUUCUUGGGAUGUAUGAAGGGAGCUAGAGGAUCUUCAGGGCUCUGCAUCAGCCAUGGAGGAGGAGGAGAGAGAUGCCAAAAGCCAGGCUGCAACAAAGGCACAGAGAGUAGUAAAACCACUUUCUGCAAAACACACGGUGGAGGGAAGAGAUGUGAACACUUGGGAUGCACGAAGAGCGCCGAAAGAAAAACAGAUUACUGCAUAUCUCACGGUGGUGGAAGACGCUGCGGGUUCAUCAAGGGGUGUGACAAAGCAGCACGUGGCAAAUCAGGUCUCUGCAUAAAACACGGUGGUGGCAAGAGAUGUGUUAUAGAAAGCUGUGCGCGAAGUGCUGAAGGACAAGCUGGUCUUUGUAUAUCUCACGGCGGUGGGAGACGCUGUCAGUUUUCUUCAGGUUGUGAUAAAGGAGCUCAAGGGAUUACUAACUAUUGCAAAGCACAUGGAGGUGGGAAACGCUGUAUAUUCUCAGGGUGUGGUAAAGGAGCAGAAGGGAGUACUCCUCUGUGUAAGGCGCACGGUGGUGGGAAGCGUUGUCUCUCUGAAGGAGGUGGGAUUUGCUCGAAGAGUGUGCAUGGUGGGACUAACUUCUGCGUUGCUCAUGGUGGUGGGAAGAGAUGUGUUGUGGAAGGGUGUACUAAGAGUGCUCGUGGUCGCACUGAUUGUUGUGUUAAGCACGGUGGUGGGAAACGGUGUAGGGUUGGUGAGUGUGGGAAGAGUGCUCAAGGGAGUGGUGAGUUGUGCAAAGCUCAUGGUGGUGGGAAGAGGUGUUGUUGGGGAGGUGGGGAGUGUGAGAAGUUUGCUAGAGGGAAGAGUGGUUUGUGUGCUAAGCAUAAUAGUGUUAAGGAGAAAGGAGAAGAUGGUGGAAGCAAGAGUGGUUUGAUUGGACCGGGGCUGUUCAGUGGUCUUGUUGUUGGCUCUAGUUCUGAUCAUUCUCAGUGUGAAGUUAGCGCCAUAGAGUUGGAGAAAAGGCAGAAGAUGAUGAUACCUAUGCAGGUUCUUGUACCUUCAUCAAUGAGGUCUCUAAGUGAUUCACAUGAAGGAGAUGCAAACGUGAUUGAUUUUAUGAUUCCGGAGGAGAGAGUUCAUGGUGGUGGGAUGAUGAUGUCUUUACUUGGUGGUAGUUUGAAACAAUCUUCCACUGAUGGAAACUGAGAGCAUUCUCUUUGUUAAGUUUUACCUGUUCCCAGCAGAAACCUCUGUAAAGCUGUAAAUGUGUGUUUGUAACUUGUAAGUGGUUAUGUUUGGGCCUUCGGUGGGCUUCUUUAUAACUUACCAAUACAAUUGUUCAACACAAAUCUACUAUUUAUAGCUUCAUUUGAAAUUUACAAACUUCUGUAAA
Messenger RNA from Brassica napus (rape), 2446 nucleotides. RefSeq lists its product as uncharacterized. The record is from RefSeq and is a predicted model, not a curated record. Bases 646 to 2259 code for a protein of 537 amino acids. Lineage: Eukaryota; Viridiplantae; Streptophyta; Magnoliopsida; Brassicales; Brassicaceae. The transcript is spliced from 2 exons.